CUCGGCGCUCGCCGUUAUAUAGUUAGUUUAGUCGCUGACAGUUUUUCCCCGCGGCAAGUGUCUUACGUCCGUGUGAGAGCGCGCGGUCAGUGUGAACCUGUCGAGACACGCCUGCUGCUACCGUCUAUAUAUAGUAAUAUAGUAUUUAUUAUAUUGGCGUUCGGAGCAAAACGAGACGAGCCCCAAAACAGUCAUCAUCGAUCAUCAGUAUACAUCAAGGUGUAUCGUAGUGAGCAGCUACCGGCGCUCCGAUCAGUUUUUACCUUUUUCUCCGAGGGCCAAAUGGCUGUUGAUAGUACCGAUAUCGAAGAUUACCGACGUUUCUUCAUCAACAUUAGCGCCUCGACCACAGCGAGAUCCAAGAUCUUUCAAAGUUCGCCGUAGCUGCGUCGUCGUAGUUGCUUGCUACCGCUGCUCCGAAACUACAAUUGCAUCGCGAGUACGUAGUACAACGUGGUGUUUACCUUUGUGCGAGUGCGUGACCCUGCAGGUUACAUCGUCGUCGUCGUCGUCCUCGCGCGAACAUCCUUCGAGCCAAAUCUCGAUCAAUGAUGCCUAAGAGAAAAAUACAGCAGUUCAACGAGGCGAUGGACAAUCAUCAUCUGCGCUACAACUCGCCGUCGCCGAUACCGCCCCGGCGCCGCCGAGUGGGAGACGUGAUCGACUGUAUGGGCAGCACCGCGGCCUCGCCGGCGACGCCUUAUUCCGCGGUCUCGUCUUCGCUGCAUCCGUCCGACUUGGCGUCGCCGUCCGCCGCGAGCAGCACCGGCUUUUUGACGCCGCAGCGCCAAUACAAUCUGCGCUCGUGCAGCACCUGGCCCCACCUGACCACCUCGCCGGAUUUGGGCUACUCCACACCGGAGAACAGAAAAUCAUACGCGCCCGAUUGGGCCUUCAAGAACCACGACACUCACGACGCCUUCGGCUUCGUCGACGAAGAUAAUUAUGCAUUCCAACAAGAUGAAGCCAUGGGGCAAAUGGCGGCGCACAAGGAUGCCGACAGGUACAACAUGGAGCACAUGUAUCGCGGCAGAUGUGUUAUCUUCAAUCACGAGCACUUCGACACGGGCUUCGCCGCGCGUGACGGAUCCAGCGCCGACGCGCGCCGAAUAGAGCAGACUUUCCAGCGACUCGGUUUUAGCGUGGAUAUAUGCGACGAUUACGAGCACAGCGGCAUUAUCAGCAAAAUAAGUGAACUUGCUGCCGAGGAUCAUACCAAUAAUGAUUGUAUUUGUAUUUUUGUUUUGACUCACGGCCUGAAGAAUGACUUGAUCUGUGCCAAAAAUGUAGUAUACAAAAUAGAUGAUCUGUGGAAACCGUUUACGGCAGAUAAAUGUAAAUCUCUGGCUGGAAAACCAAAAUUAUUUUUCUUCCAGGCCUGCCGAGGUGAUGAUAUUGAUGCAGGAAUAAAAUUGCAAUCGAAUAUGUCCAUACACAGCCGUUCACCGACUGAAACAGAUUCUACAACUGCGUCGUACAAAAUUCCAACGCAUGCCGAUUUCUUGUUCGCUCAUAGCACUGUACAAGGAUUUUUUUCAUGGCGAAAUCCAGAAGAAGGUACCUGGUACAUUCAAAGUUUAUGUGAAAUAAUAGAUACGUACUCGGCCACCACCGAUCUAGCCAAGAUGUUAACAAUGGUGGCCCGAAAAGUUGCCACCGAUUACGCUAGUUUUAAUAAUAUAGAUCCAACGAUGCACGAUAAAAAGCAAGUGCCUUCUGUUACUUCAAUGUUAAUUCGAGAUCUAUAUUUCACAUCAAAACAUUACUAAUUGUUUGCAACGAAAACAUUUUGUAAAAAAUUAUUUUAUUAAUGAAUUGUUAAAAGUUUGCCAAGCAAACUUUAAGAUUAUUUUUGUAUAAGUAUUCCACGAUAAAAAGAAUUUUCUAGCGGAAAAGCUUUUGCGAGAUGAAGAAUUCAAAGCUUUUUCUAAAUGAACUAUUAUAUUUAUACUUAAAAAUGUGAUAUAAGAUGCUAAAUAGCAUGAUUUUCUAUUUAUUCGGAGUGUUAAGAGUUCUAAAGAUGCAACAAUCAAUUUUUGCUUCUUGAAACUUGUUAAAAAAUUUUUCAUUGAAGUAUUUCUGUUCUAAAUAUUUGCAAGAUUUUAAAAAUCAAUAUAUUAAUG
Messenger RNA from Trichogramma pretiosum, 2123 nucleotides. Its product is annotated as caspase-1-like. The record is from RefSeq and is a predicted model, not a curated record. NCBI's taxonomy places the organism in Eukaryota, Metazoa, Arthropoda, Insecta, Hymenoptera, Trichogrammatidae. Gene Ontology annotation, cellular component: cytoplasm. Bases 549 to 1769 code for a protein of 406 amino acids. Gene Ontology annotation, biological process: proteolysis; apoptotic process. The transcript has 7 exons.